UGGUUACUCUGACGCGUAAAGUUUUUCUCGGCUUAAUAUUCCGUGGAUUUGGCCAGUAGAUUCUCCCUGGAACAGGCAUCAUGGAGGAGGAGGCCGAGGCAGCCCAGUACUCGGUGCACGCGGUGUGUCGCAUCUGCCUGAAUCGCCUGCCGGAGAAUGGCGGCGGAGCAGGAUCCUUUGACCUAUUCCUGAUUCCCGGAUUGGCCAAGAAGCUGUGUGUCUGCACUUCGCUGGCCGUGGAACACUCGGAUGGCUUCCCCAAGUGUCUGUGUGCGCCGUGCUUCAGCAGACUAGACGACCUGCAUGAGUUCCAAAAGCUGUGCGUGGACUCGGUGCAAAAGUUCCAGGACAUGGUGACCAGGAACGUCUUUUGUCCGCCGGCGAGUGCGCAGAUAAAAAACUUCGAUUUGCUCAACGUGGCUGGAAACGAGCCCGAGCUGGUGGGUCAGGACGAGGAGGAUCGCAUCAACUUCGAUCCGCUGCUAGACCACAAAAUGGAGAUGAUCGAGAACGAGGAGGAUGUGUUCAAGAUGUUGGAGCACGUGGACAAGGAGGCCGAGCAGGUUGAGAAGGAAGUGAAGCAAGAUGAAUUGGAUGCCGCCGAUCUGAUGACCAUUUUUGCCGCUGACUCUUCGGAAGAGAGCGACGAAGACUUUGACCAAGAUGUGGACUUUGAGCCCAACAGCAGCGAUGGUGACGAUGAUGUGCCUUUGGCGCAGCGCCUGAGGGAUAAUUCCCGGAUGAAACCAAAAGCGAAGGCAGCCGUAAUUAAGGAGGAGGAGCAGGAGUCCGUUUCAGGCUCCGAGGAGGAGGACGAAAACGGUGAGAAGUCAAAGAGCCGGCGCAAGAGGAUUCCGCCUGGCGAACGUCACCUGCACCGCAUCAUCGACUGCCACAUUUGCCACCAAAAGUUCAAGAAGGCCAUCCGCUACGAAGAGCACAUGAAGCACCACAACGAUCUCCUGCCCUUCCAAUGCAAAGUGGAAACCUGCAGGAAAGGUUUCACCACCGCUGGAGGACUAAGGCUUCACAUCGACCACGCCCACACGGAGCUAUCCGAGGUGCACUCCUGCAAUGUCGAUGGCUGCGGCAAGACCUUUCCACGUAUACGCCUGCUCACCUUUCACAUGAAGAAGAUGCAUGGUAUCACAAAGGCGGCGGCGCCCCCACGGGAUUACCCUUGCACCGAGUGCGAGAAGGUAUUCCGCUGUCCCAUGGCGCUCAAGAAGCAUAUGUACAAGCACGACGGCAAGGAGCUGCCAUUCCCCUGUAACAUAUGCGGCAAAAGGUUCGUGAUCAAUAGUGCAUUAAAGGACCAUCUGAUGCGGCACGCGGGCAUUAAGAACUAUGUGUGUCCUUACUGCGGGGUGGGAAAAACCACCAGGCAGGAGUGGAACACGCACAUACUGACGCAUACCCAGGAGAAGAAGUUCAAGUGCCACAUCUGCGAGCACGCCUCCCACAACAAGCAGAGCCUAGCCAACCACAUUAAGAUCGUGCACGAGAAGAUCAAAAACUAUGCGUGUCAAUACUGUGGAAAGACCUUCGGCAAGUCGCACGCCUGCAAGAUCCACGAGAUGACGCACACGGGGGAAAAGCGCUGCGAGUGCAAGGUCUGUGGGAAGAAGUUUCUCUAUCCCAAGAGUCUGACCAAGCACUUAAAGACGCAUGAAAAGCGUGUGCUUCGUGCUAUUGAGACCUAUCGCCAGCGGCAAGUGGAAAUGGGCGAGACACCUGGUGAACAGUUCGACACUCCGCCUGCGCCACCAGUUGAGGGCGUAUCCAUUGAACCGAUUAUGUCGCAAAACGCCGCCGACGAAUUGCUCAAGGUGUGUGCCGAAUCCGUAGCAACCAUACCCAAAGAUCCACGACGCGUACAACGAGUGGAUCUGGCGCAAUUGGCUGGCACUGCUGUGAAUCCCAUACCCUCAGUUUCUGUGCCGUCAUGGUCGCCUCAGGUGAAUUUUACCAAGAAGGAGGGCAAACAUAUUUGCCCCGGCUGUGGUCAGGGAUUCAACAAUAUCGGAAACAUGAAGCGGCACUAUAAGAUCAUCCACGAAAAGGUCAAAGACUUUGCCUGCCGCUUUUGCCCAAAAAGAUUCGCAAAGGCUCAAACGCUGAGGCACCACGAGUGGAUUCAUACCGGCGAGAAACCCUUUGAGUGUAAGACCUGCGGCACGCGUUUCCGUCAGGAGACGGCGCUCAAGCGCCACCAGCGAACCCACGAGAACCGUCCACCUGUUAUUUCACCCAAGUUCUAUGCCGCCCGCGAGGAGCUGGAAGAGCAGGAACGCAGCAAGAGAGAGGCAAAGCGUCAGGCGGAAGCGAAGCGACGCGAAAUUGCGGAGGCGGCCAAGGAGCAGCUUUCCUCGAUACACAAGCUUGAGAGCAGUGACCGCAGCCUGCACUCCUACGACGAGUACCAGGAGGCAGCGGCGGAGCGAGCAGCGGCAUCGGCCGAACUUCAGGCGCAGCAGUUCGAAGAGAACGAGGUAAAGCGACUGGCGGAGGAGGAGCGCCGCAAGAUACAGGAGGCUGCCUACGAUCAACUGCAGCGGUUGCAGCAUCAGCAGGAGAUUGACAAGGCGCAAAGCUCCUACGAUGGCUACUACGCUCAGAAGGCGCAUGCCGAUGGCACCAGUUUGGAUGCCUUAAAAAUCGAUCAUGUGUGAGAUUUGGGCAGCGUUUAACGCUGCCACAGAUGGAAAAUCGAGCCUAGGUUUUUUAUGAAAAGCAAUACCUUAUUAUCCUUAUGAAAACAGUGUGUGUAAAAUGGAUAUGAUUUAGACUUAAGCAGAAAAUAUGUUUUCAUACAAUUAAAUCUAAUGUCCCUAAUGCUAGUACAAAUAAUACUGUACAUUAAUCAGGAAAACACAAUUUACCUAAAUGGAUUCAACUUGAGUUCAUUUAUUUUGGACUAAAUUGAGAGGUUGCAAAUCUAAGAAAUUAUACAACCCCAAAAUCAAAA
This is a messenger RNA of Drosophila yakuba, 2968 nucleotides long. RefSeq names its product zinc finger protein 540. Gene Ontology annotation, cellular component: nucleus. Lineage: Eukaryota; Metazoa; Arthropoda; Insecta; Diptera; Drosophilidae. Gene Ontology annotation, molecular function: DNA-binding transcription factor activity; RNA polymerase II cis-regulatory region sequence-specific DNA binding; zinc ion binding. The record is from RefSeq and is a predicted model, not a curated record. Gene Ontology annotation, biological process: regulation of transcription by RNA polymerase II. Bases 81 to 2672 code for a protein of 863 amino acids. The transcript is spliced from 3 exons.